AUGGCUAUCAUGUCUAAACUUCACUGCUUUUUAUUUAUUGCUUUUUUCUUGUUUAAUUCAAUUUUUUCUAUUAGGUUAUUAGCAAAUGAUAUAACUUAUGAGAUUUCAAACAUCAAAAGAAAAAAUAAAAUUAAAGGUGUUAAUUUGGGAGGAUGGUUUCUUUUAGAACCUUAUAUCACACCUUCGCUUUUUGAAGUGCUCAGUGCCGAUGAUGAUAAUAAUAAGAAUGAUGUUCCUGUUGAUGAAUAUUAUUAUACAAAAUAUUUAGGAAAAGAAGAAGCUUAUGACAGAUUAUCCGAGCAUUGGGCUACUUUUUAUACUAAGCAAGAUUUUAAAGACAUUGCUUCUUAUGGAUUAAACACAGUUCGAAUUCCAAUUGGAUACUGGGCUUUUCAACUAUUAGACAACGAUCCAUAUGUUCAAGGUCAAGAAUAUUACUUGGAUAAAGCGAUUGAAUGGUCAAAAGAAAAUAAUUUAAAGGUCUGGAUAGAUUUACAUGGUGCUCCAGGCUCUCAAAAUGGGUUCGAUAAUUCCGGUAAAAGAGAUUAUUUAGGUUGGCAAAAUGGCAAUAAUCUUCUAGUCACUUUACAGGUGUUAGAUUACAUUAUGAAUAAAUACGGUGGUGAUGAUUAUAAAGAUACCAUUAUUGGAAUUGAGCUAUUAAAUGAACCCUUGGGUCCUUCAUUGGACAUGGAUAAAAUCAAACAGUUUUAUCUCGAUGGAUAUGAUCAACUACGAAAUGUUUCAACCAAUAAUAUAAUAAUUCAUGAUGCAUUUCAACCUUUGGGUUAUUGGUCAAAUUUUAUGGUUCUUGAUAGUGGCUUUUGGGGAGUCGUACUUGACCAUCAUUUCUAUCAAGUUUUCUCUGAAGGUGAACUAUUAAGAAGUGAUGAUGAACAUAUUUCGUUUGCAUGCAAUCUUGGAAGACAAAUUCAAGAUGAAUACCAUUGGACAGUAGCUGGUGAAUGGUCUGGAGCAUUAACUGAUUGUACAAAAUGGCUUAAUGGAGUUGGUAGAGGUGCAAGAUACGACGGAACGUUUUUAGUCUCGAAUCCCAUUGGUUCUUGUGAGAAUAUUGAUGAUAUUAACUAUUGGAGCAGCAAUAAAAAAAUUGCAACAAGAAAAUAUAUUGAAGCUCAAUUAGAUGCUUUUCAAAUUCGAGCAGGAUGGAUCUUUUGGUGCUAUAAAACUGAGUCAUCAAUUGAAUGGGACUUUAAAAAACUAACAGAAUAUGGAUUAUUCCCUCAACCAUUAGAGAGUCGUAAUUAUCCUAAUCAAUGUGGAUAUUAGAUAAUUAAAAAAACAAACCCCUUUAUAAACUAUUGUACAAUUAUGGUUGUUUUUUUUAUUGUUUUAUUUUUUAUUUUUU
Ascoidea rubescens DSM 1968 is the source of this 1369-nucleotide messenger RNA. Its product is annotated as glycoside hydrolase family 5 protein. Gene Ontology annotation, biological process: glucan catabolic process. Gene Ontology annotation, molecular function: glucan exo-1,3-beta-glucosidase activity. Gene Ontology annotation, cellular component: cell surface; extracellular region. NCBI's taxonomy places the organism in Eukaryota, Fungi, Ascomycota, Saccharomycetes, Ascoideales, Ascoideaceae. The coding region runs from base 1 to 1290 and encodes 429 amino acids. The record is from RefSeq and is a predicted model, not a curated record. The transcript is spliced from 2 exons.